Molecule: messenger RNA, 423 nt
Organism: Rangifer tarandus platyrhynchus (Svalbard reindeer)
Lineage: Eukaryota; Metazoa; Chordata; Mammalia; Artiodactyla; Cervidae
Source: the annotation of a GenBank genome assembly
AUGAAGCCAAAGCGCUUUACGUCAGACAAAUGGAAGAAUAUAGGAACCCGAAGGAAAGACAAGCGUAUCCGCGACGAUUACCAGCUCAGUGAUAUCCUCGCGGGCAUGCCUCUACCAUACGUGCACGCAGGAAGAUGUAGACGGUGCGUGCGUAUCUACACGUGUUUAGUUCGUAGAGCCAGGAAGCAGAGGUGGGAGAUACGUCGAUGGCGGGCCAAGGGGGUCGAUUUGACGAAGUAUACGCACGACUUCUCCGAUGCGAAAGAUAUCGACUGGCUGAAGGAGAUGCAGGCACAGGGGAAGCUGGACCUUCCUCCCCCUACACUCUGCGAGAAGCAGCUGACCCCGCAGCAACUGCGACAGCAGCAACAGCAGCGGGCGGAACAGGGAGAGAGAGAAGGGGACGAGGAAGGACGUCUCUAA